GGCUUGCCCUGAGCUCAGGCGCUUCAGACCGUGGUCUCUCCCCCCAUCCUUCUCGGACAUAAUGUUUCUCAGGGUUUCACAGCAUUGCCUGCCUUUUAACUCGCUUUGAUCAUCAAGCCUGCAUUGUGAAUGUUCUUCGUCCUUUCUCUAUUGUCUGGUCGGCUUGCAAUAUAGGAAGGAAAAGUAGCUAACCGAUCGCCCUCUUACCCUGGGUGCUAAUAAGAGGCCCUCUCAAAUCUAUAGUUGAGGAACAACGUCCAAAACAGAGGGCAUGACUCCAAACAGUCCCAUCUUUGAAGGAUAUUAACCCCUGGUCUCCAUCAAACCAUUGCUGCUUCUGAGAGUGACUUCUGUCUCUUUAAGGACUGUGUUAUGGAUAAGUUUGUUAUACGAAAACCCAGAACUGAAGGACACCCUAAGGAGAAAGAUCCCGGAGAAAAGAUUUACAAGCAAGCUACUAUAGAAUCUCUGAAGAGAGUUGUGGUUAUAGAAGAUAUAAAAAGAUGGAAAUCUAUGCUAGAGCUUUCAGUUCAGUCUAAGGAGAAUCUAAUUGAAGCCUUAAUGGAAUUAAAGAAGAAAAUACCCUCCAAAGAAGUUUUACUUUCAACAAAAAUAGGUCAUACAGUGAACAAGAUGCGCAAGCAUUCAGAUCAGGAUGUGGCCGCUCUUGCCAAAGAAGUGUAUACUGAGUGGCGAACAUUCAUCAAAGACCAUUCAGAUAGACCCUCAAUAGAAGUGAGGAGUAAUCCCAGGACAGAGAAGCUUAGGCAGAAUGCACGGAAGCUACUGGCUGAAGCUCUAGAGCUGGAGAUUGGUCACCCGCUGGCGGAAAAUAUUGAGCGAGAAGCUUUUCAUCUCUCAUCCCGUCUCAUUAGCGCGCCCUACCGCAGGACUGUGCGAGCCCUCGUAUUCGCUUUAAAGCACAAGCCUGAGACGCGGACACAAGUGCAAAGUGGUGUGCUGUCACCUAGCGUGCUUGUGCAAAGCUACAAAAAGUGACUCAAAGGCCUUUUGCAGAAGGGGUGCAGCGGUGGGGAUAGGCAUAACUGUAUUAUAAAAUAAUGGAGGGAAUCACUUCUGUUUCUUUGAAUACAUUAACCACAUAAUUGUUCAGUACUAUCAAAGAGUGUUUCAGGACAUCCCUUCAAUGUCAAGUUCUCAUUUGAUGCAAAGGGCGGUUUGCAGUUCAGAGAGUUAAGAGGAACGGGAAAGGAAAUUACUCUACUUUACCUUUAAGCAGCCUGGAAGGUAAUUUCAGCUGGUAAGAGACCAGGUCUUUGUGAUAUUCUCUUCCCAAGAGUGUAUGGCACAAACCUUUGUGGGCUUCAUCACAGGGACUGGCUAGUAUGCUUAAAAGAAACUCUGGUGACCAGAUGUAGUUAGUUUGUAAACUGAAGCUUGUGCCGCCUGCCAUCCUCCAGCAUCAAAUCACCUCUUUUGCACAUUUGCUCUACCAGUAUCUGCUCCGCCUUCAUAUCUAUGUACCUCGAAGCAGGGGUAAGGAACCUCUGGCCCUUCCAUCAGCCCCAGCCAGCAUUUUCAGUAAUGGGGUCGUAGCCAGAUAACACCUAGGUGUGGGGGGGGGGCACAGGAUCCCUACCCUGCUCUGAAGAAUUGCAUUCUGCAGUGGCUUUUAAGAACUGUGAGUUUACAUUGAGAAGGAAAUAACAUUUGAUGCACUUGGCCAACAAGACCAGCAAGAGCCCGUGGUGGCAUAGGUUACAUUUUACAUCAAUAGCGCCAUGGGAUUAUGAUACCUAAUUGGACUGAAAGGGCAAGUAGACCUUUUUCUGUGCACUGUUAUGGGUGGGUAUGAAAACAGUUCUGCUGUACGGUUCCGCUGUAUAAUGUACACUGAGGUUCUAGGGGUCCAUAUGCAAAAAAUAGCACGAAAUCAGAACAAUCCGAGGAGCAGCCUCUGCCAUCCAAGAUUUCUCUGCAGCCUACCAGAGGCUUUGUGCAACAUUCCCAGGACCCUGUAAGCAAGGUGCAGAGCUUGAAAAGCUGUUUCUGCAAAGGAAAAGCCUUUGGAUGGCCCUGCAAAAUCUUACAAGGGCUUCCAGAGCCCAGUAAGUAAGAGUCCCUUUCUAUUCAUAUAUGCAUAAUAAACUGCCUAAAGCUGUGAUUGCGUAAGGAAAAUAAGUGUAAAUUGCAGGUACUACGUAAAUACCAAUGCUUUCAAACCAUCUACCUAAAUAUGUCCUGAACCUUCCUACUUCCUUUUCCAGUACUGUACCUUGCCCUAAAAUGUUACUACCUCA
Molecule: messenger RNA, 2261 nt
Organism: Podarcis muralis (Common wall lizard)
Lineage: Eukaryota; Metazoa; Chordata; Lepidosauria; Squamata; Lacertidae
Source: RefSeq, a predicted model, not a curated record